AUGUCCAUCUCGCCAUCUUCGGAGUUGUCGUCUCUGCCCUCCUUGACACAAGAAUCUACUCUCUACUCCGAAUACGGUCUAGACGAGGAGUCACAGACCCAGAGCCGAGCUCAGGCCAAGCCCACGACAAAAUCUGCGUCCAAAAAGUCACCAUUCCUCAAGUAUCCGGCCGACAUCCAGCGCCUCACACGCCGCGGGCUUUGCACCUAUGGCAUCAACACGGGCCCAGUACCGGAUGACACAGACUGGGCCAAGCUUACUGUUCCUAUGCUCAAGGAGCAGCUCGCCAUGCGUGAGAUGCCGGACGAUGGGAAGAAGAGUGUUCUCGUCGAGAGGCUUGAGAACUUAAGCACGUACAAGCCUGAGGUCGUUGCUACCCGAGACGCUCCUGACGACAAGCCAUUCGGCCCCAUCUCCAAGAACACCAGCAGCAACGGCGAGAAGCGCUUCUUUGUUGACACAACUGACAAGAGCCACGUUGGUUCUGUCAAGAAAGCGAUGAAGGAAGACAUGUUUGUGAUCAAGCAGUCCAACGAUUUCAAUGGCGGAGUCAGCAUCAGCAUCCGUGGGACUGGACCCGAUACAUACGAGGUCAUUAUCGGAGCAAAGACCUCGUACGUCCUGACGCAUGUCUUCCGGGCACCAGCAGAGCUACUCCCGCAGAGAACGCUCUUUUCCGAAGAGAUCGAGAGGCUCUUCGAGCGUGCCCCUAAAGUCCGCUUCACAACAGCGGAGGCCAGCCAAGAGCCCUCCAUGUCCGACGGUAUUACGAAGUCCAAGGAAGACAAGUCCUGCCCCGUCUGCUUCAAGGACAUUGGCGAGGCAGAAACGCUUCUUAACAAGAAGUCUGGCGGGGCUUUGGUGCGUGAGACAUGA
Molecule: messenger RNA, 876 nt
Organism: Colletotrichum fioriniae
Lineage: Eukaryota; Fungi; Ascomycota; Sordariomycetes; Glomerellales; Glomerellaceae
Molecular function (GO): ubiquitin protein ligase activity
Source: RefSeq, a predicted model, not a curated record